Molecule: messenger RNA, 14153 nt
Organism: Chaetomium fimeti
Lineage: Eukaryota; Fungi; Ascomycota; Sordariomycetes; Sordariales; Chaetomiaceae
Exons: 23
Coding region: 1-14073 (4690 amino acids)
Biological process (GO): amino acid activation for nonribosomal peptide biosynthetic process; secondary metabolite biosynthetic process
Cellular component (GO): cytoplasm
Molecular function (GO): phosphopantetheine binding; catalytic activity
Source: RefSeq, a predicted model, not a curated record
AUGGAGGACACAGCGCCGAAGCUACGGCCACCCAUCACGCAACUCCGCCCGCUGCAUUCCCUUCAACAGCCUUUGAAUCAGGAGCUGGCAGUACCACGGCUGGGAGUACAAGGCUAUCUUCAAGACGGCGUUCAAUUGCUACACUGGUCGAGCCCCCUUGAACUCAAACCUGAUAGGGAUACAGUCAUCAAAGCAUUUGUCAAGCUUGUCGCCCGGCUGGUGAUCCUGGAACCUGGCGAGGCGUACUGUAUCCAAGACGCCGAACGCGGUGGUUUUAUAUUGGCUCGUUCCGCCGGUCCAGUCCCCGAAGACGGGGACAAGGACGAGGAGGGAGUCGUUGGCUUCAUUGAACAUCUGGAUCGUCAUGACAUCCCAACGGACUUUUCGAUUGGCGAGGGAAAGGCAUUGCAACUUCAUGUGGAUGCGGCAACGAGACAGGUACGGCUGACCGCGCAGGCCAAUGCCGUGCCUACCGCUGCUCUCGAGGCUCUGGGUCAGAUGCUAGACGACCUUAUUCUCGGUCUACAGCAAGGCCGAAGUGAAGCCACUCGAUGGACGCAGCCUUCUGUGCUCAACUUUCCACCUAAGCAAAGGCCCCUCGCUUUGUUUCCCAGGGAGCCAAUCUGCUCAGACAGCCAGCGCGAUGAGGAGUCUGGGAGUGAUGGAGAUGGGCCGGCGCUGCUUCACCGGUGGUUCGAGCAACGUGUGGCGGAAACCCCCGACAGAACAGCCGUGGACUUCCUUUCCGACCUCGAAAGCGGCAAGCGGAUCCAGUAUACAUACCAGAACGUCGAAAAUGCCGCCAACGCGCUGGCGGCUGAACUAGUUCGCACCUGCGCGCAACCACAAUCACGGUCACAGCAGUCUGUCAAGGCUGUCGGUGUGCUGAUGGGGCCUUGCCCCGAGCUCUAUACCAGCUACCUAGCUGUUCUGAAGGCCGGCAUGGCCUUUUGUCCCAUUCCGGUGGACGCCCCCAGGGAGAGACAGGAGGCGCUGAUAGCAGAUCUGAGGCCAGCUGCUCUCCUCGUGGCCACAUCAUCGCAGCGGGACUCCCAGUUGUCGUCGCCACAGUCUACCCUUACUGCCACGAUCAACGUGGCUCCGUAUCUGGCAGCAUGCGACACAAGAGCGGAGAGGCAGCCAGUGCGAUCAUCAUUAACCAUCGCCGAGACUGAUACGGCCUACAUUCUAUACACGUCAGGAACCACUGGCAUGCCGAAAGGCGUAGCUAUCAGUCACAUUUCCGCGGCAUGUACCAUCUCCGCCUUGAGCGCCCACUACCGACUUGUCCCGCCAACAUCAUCAUCCAGCAAGCCCAUCAGAUGGUAUCAAGGCGCGGCGCCGACCUUCGACAUUUCCCUCUUUGAAAUCUUCUGGACGCUCAGCACCGGUUCAACGCUGUGCUGUGCUCCGCGCGAGUGCACCUUACAAGACAUUGACAAGGUCGUCAGGGUCAUGGAGGCCGACAUGACCAAUAUUACCCCGAGCUUUGCCAGCCUGCUGGACCCGUCAUCGAUACGCGCUCUGAUGGUCGGUGGCGAGACGCUGAAUACGCGCCUGCUGCAGGACUUCGCUCGUUACAACCCCACCGCAAAUCACGGCGAUCUUGGGCAUAAACCCAGCGGUAUCUACAAUGGAUACGGCCCGACAGAAACGGCCAUUUAUUGCAUCGCCCAGGCCCAUGUCCCGGCAGCGCAGCGAGGUUCCGUUUUAGGAACGCCUCUUGCAACAUGCGGCUGCCUCAUCGUCGACGAGAGGGUUCAGAGUCAAGCCCAGACGGCAAACUUGGAGCCCGUUCCAAUGGGGGCCGUAGGAGAGCUCGUCAUUAUCGGCCCGCAGGUGAGCAGAGCGGGCUAUCUGAAUCGUUCCGAUGAGACAGCGGCCGCCUUUCUCGACGAUGCGGAAUGGGGCAGAGCGUACAAGACCGGCGACCGAGCCAGGGUUGUAUGGGGCCCCCGCGGCGAACCUAUGGUCGAGUUCCUGGGCAGAAUGUCCGACGAUCAGGUCAAGCUGAGCGGGAGACGCGUGGAGCUGGGCGAGAUCGAGAGUGUGCUGGCGAGCCGAGUGGACGGCGUACGAGAGACAAUGUCUUGUGUUUGGAAAAGCCAGACGUCUGAGACCGGCUCGGAGAGGGUUGUGAGUCUUGUUGUACCUGAGACACAUGCCGGCUUGGAGUUUGAGCUUGCCCACAAAAGGUGUCUGGAAAUUGCGCAACGGUACCUGCCAGACUACAUGAGGCCCUUUAAGAUUCUUCAGGUCGACGCUCUCCCGAGGACUGUCUCUGGGAAGCUCGAUCGCAAAGCAGCUUCGGCGUAUGUGCAGGAGGCUCUGAAAGACAACAGUCUGGGGGGGAGACUAGAAGCUGUGCCACACAAAACCUUUGAGCAUGUCGAACGCCUAUUUGACCCCGAAGAUGCUAAGCUGGAAGAAGAGCUCACCGACAUCGUGUCCGGAAUCCUAAGUGAUGGUAACUCCUCCAUUACCACGGCCACGGUCACGGCCACCACGCCACUCGCCCAGGCUGGUAUGGACAGUCUCCGCGCAAUGAGACUUUUGCGGGACAUACGGAAGCGAUGGCCCAAUUCCGGAUCAACAGACUAUCAACCUCGCCAUGCGCGUCUGCAGCCGUCGCUGGCUCUUCUGCUUGACUCAGAAGCCACCAUCCGCUCUGUCUUCUUCCCUUCAGCUCGAUACGUUGAUGUCUCGGCCAAAUUAGGAGCCAAAAAAGCCGACACCCAACGCCAACUCGCCAACUUUUCCUCCAGAUACGUGCCAGAGGUACUCGACAAACUCAAUCUCGUCGACGCGGCGGACAUCGAGAUGGUUCUGCCUACAACAUGCACGCAAAGCCAAUUGGCCGUGAGUUUCGCUAUUGAUAGACGCAACUACAUCAGCCAUUCUGUCUUGAAACUGCGGCCGGACGUCUCUGCUGAGAGGCUAAAAGAAGCCGUCGAGAGGGUCGUCUCCGAACAGGCCAUCUAUCGCUGCGCCAUCCUUCCAUGUGACGAUUCUCUGUCACCUUUUGCCCAGGUCAUCCUGGCGCCCGAGGCAUGGCGUCGAUUCACCAACAACUCGAGCCGGGUGGUGCAUAGGAGAUCAAAUGCAAGUCAACUCGCUGGUGAUGUGAAGCCAUGGCUCGAAUUGGCCGAGAAGAGCAUAUCUCUUGAUCUACAGACGCUGUACCAUAUACAGAUUAUUGAGCCGGACUCGGAUUCUGGGCCAGCCUCUGUUAAAACUGGGCUUUUGGCCAUCAGCAUGGCUCACUGCAUUUGCGAUGGUGCGUCACUCGAGGUGCUCAUGAGCGACGUGGCUAGGCAGUAUGCUGGCCUGGAGCCCGUCCAGCGGCAGGGCAUUUACGACGUUGUGUUCGAAUGGGCAUCGAAUGUGGAACCCGAAACGGACCAGCUCUGGCGAGAGUCGCUAAAAGCCUGGGAGACUGAGAGUUUUGGUUCAUUAAGCGGUGAUAAUACCAACCCCUCUGCCGCCGACACAAACCUCCGCCAUGGGAUGGUCGAAUACGCGAGUGACUUGCCGUGGCAAGUCCUAGAAGGCAAGAGUAGGGUUCUGGGCGCGUCCCCGUUGUCAAUCUUGCAAGCGUCUUGGUCCCUUCUCCUGAGUUUGUUCUCCGAGUCAGACACGGGAGACAUUGUGUUUGGCAGCAUUAUCUCAGGCUAUCAUCUCCCCGCCCACGCGCCCACUUUCUCCGUGGUGCCCUGCCGGGUAGUCCUACCCGAGGCCCAAACGAUCAGUGAGCUUGUCGGCAGUCUCGCAACUCAGUCAAGAUUUGCGCAGAGCCACCAGCACACAUCCUUUGGCAUCUUCAAGACACGACCAUACAACACUGCGUUGGCCCUGCAAGCUUACCCUCCGGUGGAUUCCACGCCCGAAGAGACUGUUCCUAUGCUGUGGACUGAAAUCCAGAAUCCGGCCAUAUGUUACGACUUCUCGGUGUUUGUCGAGGCUUUCCCGACAAAUCCUCAUUCCCCCAACCGCAACGGGCAGGUCGAGAAUAUGGCCUUCAAGCUCACGUACAGAGAAGAUGCCCUCUCAGAGCUUUCAGCAACCUUCAUCGUCAAGCAACUUGCAGCACUGAUAGAAAUCAUGUGGCUGCCAGCACGGACGAUUCCCGCUCCAGCUGAAAUCACACAACAAAACGAUCGGCAGAGCCAGGGCCGGUUUGAGCUCCUCCAUUCCCAGUUUGAGGACCAAGCCGCCUUAACCCCUGAGCUUCUCGCCUUGAGCUUUUACUCUUCGCUAGACUCACCUCCCAUUGAGUUGAGCUAUGCAGAACUUGAUGCUAGGGCCAACGGUCUGGCAAACACCCUGCGCAAAGAGGACGUUGAGGUCAUCCCCAUUUGUCUCCAGCGGAGCGUCGAGCUUUACGUUGCUAUCCUGGCCAUCUUGAAAGCGGGUUCUGCCUGGUGUCCUAUCGACGAGACAUCACCCAGCAAGGUAUUGCUGACAACCACGGACCUGGAAGGCGUACGCAAGUCAUCCGUAAGAGCUUCUCCCCGCGAUGGCGUCUUAUCCUCCCACCAUCUCAGUGGGCAGGAUUUGGCCUACCUGCUGUGGACCUCGGGCACCACAGGUGAGCCAAAAGGCGCCAUGCGAGACCUGCAGAUCCAAGUUGAACACGACGAAAAGGCCGGACAGGUGCGAACACUGCAGCUGUCAGCCUACAGCUUUGACGUCUUUGUCCAGGACCUCUUUUACACCUGGGGCAUUGCAGGGAGCGUCGUCAGCGGCACAAGAGAACUGGUGUUGGGCACGUUUGUCGAGUUCAUCUGGAAGUCCAGCCCCACACAUGCCCACCUCACGCCGUCGUUUGGCGCGAGCAUCCAUUAUGUGACCUUCAUAGGGGAGAAGCUUACAGAAAACGUCGCUGAAGCCUGGGCGGCGCCUGAAAUCACCACCCGCGCGUACAACACAUACGGGCCGGCCGAGAAUGCGGUCGUAGAUCGGGCCAAGGCUGCCAACGUGGGCUUCCCCCUGGCCCACUGCACAGCUUACGUUGUCCGCGAAGUUGAGCUCGUCCCGCGGUACGGUAUCGGCGAGCUGGCCCUGGGUGGCGCGCAGGCUUUCAUCCAGGGAGUCGCCGGCAUCGAUGAGCGCAUCUACCUAACGGGAGAUUUUCUCGGCCGCAACGACGACUUGGUCAAAAUCACCGGCAUUCGCAUCGAGCUGAGUGAAAUUAGCGCCGCGUGUGCGAGUGUCAAGGACGAUCAUGCGGCCGUCGAGCAUGUUGAGACACUACAUCUCCCCCGCCCAGGGGCAGUCACGGACAGCAGCAACAAAGUUGUCGUCACGUUUGUCUCUGUCAAAAAAGCCGGUGUUGACGCCGGGAUGAUAAGGGGACAGGUAUUCCAGAAGGCCAGGGACCUGCUACCUAUGUAUAUGGUCCCCGGACACGUGGUUGUGCUGGACACGACGAUGCCGAGGACCGCGUCCAACAAGAGCUCGGAUCUGAACCAAUCCGCAGGCGAUGGUCAUCAAACGAAACUACAAUGGACCGAGGACCAGUUUUCUAUGGCAACCGAGCCCUUAUCCCCGGGGGAUAGCCUGGCCGGCCUUGGCUUCAGCUCUCUACAGGUCACCAAGCUGGCGUGGUCGCUGAAGCGGCGACUGCGGUGCGCGGUCGGGCUGGUCGAGGUCGUUCUCCGUAAGCUGCCGCGUCAAAAGACUGAACUCUCACUACUUAACGGCACGGCAUCGUCGGAACCGGCUGCAGGGACAACAUGGCUGGUUUCCAUCAAAAACGCUCUGACGAAGACAGUCCGCGGCGACAUGAGGCCACAUGAUACAUUGUACGUGGUGCCGGCGACUCCAAUUCAAGAAUCACUCGUUGCAGAGACGAUGCUCGAGCCCCGGGCCCACCUGGGCACGAUUGAUGGUCACCGUUUAAAGUACGUUUGGACAGAGGCUGCUAGGAAGUUCGAUAUACUUCGGACCAUCUUCGUUCCCCUGACACAGCUCGACGUGGAACACACAGAGGAGCAUGGCGGCAGUGUCGCAUGGGCCCGACAGCAAGGAAUCCGGUCCACCAUUCUUCAGCUGGUUCGCGGCGAGCCAACGGUUCGUUGGGCUUGGCUAUCUGGUGACGAAGACCAAGAUCUGGCCAGGUGGGCUGAGAAGCUGCAAAUGGAACUGGCACCAACGACAACAAUUCAGCCCCCUUGGUCCGUGACGUUCAACGAGAGAAAUAGCAAGGUGAUGCUGAGCAUGCAUCACGCGCUAUAUGACAGUGUGUCGUCGGAAAUGCUCCUCAACACCGUUGCAAAGCUCUACCAGAGGCAAGGCUGGGAUGACGAUGACGAUGAUGGGGCGGUACCACUCGCCAGGGGCAUGGAGUUGGGUCUGCUGCCCACCACUCUGGAGAGGGACGAGGCCGCCUCCUUGUGGGAUAGCCGUCUAUCUGGCGCUAGGGAAACAGUGGGCGCCUUGAACGCCCCAUUCCCCGACCUGACACAAUCCCGGCAGAAGCAACCGCAGAGGAUUCUCCUAGCGAGGAAGCCGAUCCCUCCUAUCUUCUUCCCCUCUGCAUCUGCGCACAAAUCACCCGACUUCCCGACCUUGUUCCAGUCCGCGUUCGGGUGCGUUCUCGCGUCAUACCUGGAGCUCAAGGCCGUCGUACUGGGUCAGACCGUCUCGCAGAGGAUUCUACACCCGGACCUCGCUCGGGUCAUGGGUCCUGCAAUGGCCACUCUUCCCGUAAUUCUCUGGAGUAACAUGACUCGUGACUCCUCAAGCCUCUCCCGGACCAUGCAUAACCUGCACCCCGUGGAUAUCAAAAAAAUCCUCAACCACGGCAGCGAAAGCAGCAACGCUCCUUUUCCAGGUUUCUUCGUUUACCAUCCAGCUCCAGAGAGUGUCAACGAUGCCGAAAGCAAUACCGCCCAACAAAUGUUCCGGGGGACAGAGCAGGCACUGUCGCUUAAUGUGGAACAUCCACUCGCCUUGAAUGUCUUUGAGCUCGAGGGUGCCAUGGAGCUUACCGGCGAUGGGAGCCGCAUCUCUCAGGCGCAGCUCGAAUUAAUGCUGGACCAAAUUAUCGACCAGGCCAGGGCCAUGCUGGAAAUGGACCGGAAUUUGAUAUCUAUCAGCGGGGCGGCUAGUACCGAAAUGGUCUCCCUGCAUGCGUCAGAGCACCCAGACUGGAUCGCCGUCGAAGAACUCGCUCUCGAACAGUCUGAUGAAGACGACUGCGACGAAAUAACCACCAAGACAAUCACGUACGCCCAGCUGAACAAGCUCGCCAAUGCCAUCGCCUCGAGCCUAGCAUCACACCAGGUCCAUCUACAGCCGGAUGAUGUUUCCUUCGCAGCGACCUUGGCCAUCUUCCGCGCUGGCUACGUGUACCUUCCCGUGGACGAGGACCUGCCCCCAGCUCGGAAACAGCUCCUGAUCCGGGACGCCAAGGCAAAGCUCAUCAUCACCACGGAGGAGCUGGCUAGAGACCUGGACAUGAACCUCGACAGCGAUCCGCCGGCUUUGCUGAUCCCGAAUGGGGACGAUGAUAUCGAUGUGAUGUUGUCUUGGCCCGUGUGCCUCCAGAGGCGGCCCGAAAGUGGCGACGGUGGCUAUCUUCUCUAUACAUCGGGUUCAACGGGUCGUCCCAAGGGCGUCCGCGUCACCCGCAUCAUCGAGUCCUCGCCCGGCACAGCUGUAUUAGGGGGUACCGGAAAGUAUCUCAACCUCACAUCCCGGGCCUUCGAUCCUCACCUCACGCAGCUCUUUGUACCCUGGCAUUUAGGCUACCGCGUCGUCAUCGGUAGGGAUCGUACAGCCAUGCUCGGCAGCCUGCAGCGGGUCAUCAAUCAGCUGGGCAUCACACAUUUCGGCUCCGUCCCCUCCGUGCUCACGCAACUGGGACUGCGGCCCGAAGAGAUGCCCUCGGUCAGGGUGGUGACGACCGGUGGAGAAAAGGCGUCGAGCGAGCUUCUGAAUACAUGGACGAAGACACGCGACCCCGUUGGCCAAGAGAAUCAACAACAAGGACGGCACGAUGCAGGAGCUGUUCUUUUUAACUUCUACGGGCCGACAGAAGUGACCAUUGGUUGCCUAGGGCAUGCCGUGAACGCCCACUCCAACGCUCGCAAUCUUGGUUUGCCAUUCCGGGGUCUCGAGGCUCUACUACUGUGCCCUGGCACUGGAGAUGAACAAGUCGUUGCCAGAAGAGGACAGCCCGGCGAGCUCUGCAUCGCCGGCCCGCAAGUUUCCAUGGGCUAUCUAGACAGACCUAUCGAGAACGCCAAGAGCUUCCAGACGACCUUACUGCUGGGAGGCGGCCACAUGAGAAUGUACAGAACGGGCGACAUGAUGAGAAUGAUGCACGAUGGAACAUUGGAGUUCUUGGGAAGAGCGGACCAGCAGACCAAAAUUCGGGGUCAGAGGCUCGAGCUCGAUGAGGUUGUGCAUUUCCUGAAAGAAGCUGCGGCCGGCGAGGGCGACCUGGACUUUGCCGCCGUCGUCGUCUCCAAUGACGAUGGCAAGUCGAAUCAGCAGCAGCAGCUCUUCGGCUUUGUGGCCCCUAGAGCAGGGAAUUCCCCCAAGGCGGCAAUCAACGACGAGGUUGAGCUGCUCCAGGAUCAAGACGAGGCUUGGGUGACGUUGCUGGAGAGGAUCGAUCAGAAAUGCGAGACUGGGCUCCCAGCAUUCAUGGUGCCCACAAUGCUGUCGGUCUCAAACAUCCCCUACCUGGCCGCGUCGGGAAAAGUCGAUACUAAGCUCCUGGCCAAGAUCGCAAAUGACUUCUUCGCCGCCCAAAAAGGUCAAGAAGUUGGAGUCGAUCCUGCGUCUACUACUGGUCAAGGACAUGUUUUGGAUGCCGAAGAGUCGGCCGUCGUCAUGGCUGUACAGGAGGCCAUGGGCAGCCAAAUACACCUCGCUGCAGCGACAAGUAGUAUUCACCGCUUGGGUAUCGACAGUCUCUCGGCUGUUCCUCUGGUGUCGCUCUUGAGAAGACGAGGGUUUUCCAGGGUCAGCAUGGCCGACAUACUAUCCUCAUCGUGCACAGUACGGUCCAUAGCUCGAUUGGCCGACCGUUACAUGGACAACAGUGCCUCGACGAACAGCGCGUCCGCAUCCACAUGGCCCCAUCAACAGAUGACAGACAUGGCACGAGAGGUCGAGGCGUUCAGUGCGUCAGAUCUCGGCUCACUUCCCGUCCAUCUCAGCGAGUCGGAGAUCGAAGCCGUCCUACCAUGCCUUCCGCUACAGUCCGCCCUUGUGGCUCGGUCCCUAUCGUGGUGGCUGAGGACCAAGAGCGCUGGUGAUGGUAACGAAGCACUAGUCGACGUUCCAUAUGUGGCGCAAUUCCACUACCAUCUUGCUCGCGGUACGGAUGUCGGCAGAUGGAAGAUGGCGGCCGAGGCAGUUAUCGCAUCCGAGGCCACACUGAGAACAUGUUUCGUUCAACGAGAGCACGAUGGCCAAAUCUUCCAAGUCGUCCUCCGGUCGCCUCCCUCGCCAUUCAACAGCGAAGAAAACACGGCAGGCAUAGUGGCUCAGAUGAGCAUACGAUCGCCGAUCCGACUGCAGAUUCAAGAGACGGACGAAUCUGGCAGGACUCUCAUCUCAUUGAAGAUACAUCAUGCCUUGUUCGAUGGUGCGGCUAUCGAUAUGCUCAGAAAAAGGUUCGAGCAGGCCUACGACGGACAAGACCCACUCGAUGCUUCUUACAACAAGAGUCUCGGUGUGUUGACAAACAUUUCCGGUCACUGUUACCUCUCGGGUGCACCAUUGGAAUCUACGAGACGCCUGUGGCAAGCGAGGUUAAAUGGUGUGCGGCGGUGCCGUGUUGGGGCGGAGAACGACAACAGCAACAACGAUGGCACCAUGGUUCGCUCGACUCGCCGUCUUGCCUACACGGCCACCCAGCUCAAGGACAGGCUGCGGGCACCGUUGCAGCAAUCUGAUGUGCCGAUUUCAGUCUCUACUGCUUUCCAACUAGCGACCGCACUCUGUCUGGCUCAACUUACUCGACAAAGAUCAGUCGUCUACGGCUUCGUCAUGUCACUCCGGCCUCUACUAGCCCAUGUCGUCGACGGCACAGAAGGUUUUAUUGGGCCAUGCCUCAACACCCUCGUCCAGACGCUCAGCUUCCGAGGAGUGGACGAGGGAUUACCCGAGCUUGCCCAGCGAGUUCAUGGAGACCACGCCGAUACCUGUCGGGGAACAUCGCCGUUCGCCACUGUGGAGCAGGUACAACGCUGGGCUGGAUCCGAAGAGAGGCUAUUUGACAGUCUGCUCAGCAUCAACAUUAUCCCUGCUGAUGAGAUGAAGAAUGGCGGCGAGCCAGAACCUGGGCGCAUGACUGCUCUACGUACCCAGAGCAAGAGCGACAUGGCGUUGGCUAUCGACGUCGACUUGCACGCAGAUGGCAGGAUCGACCUGGCACUUUCGUCAGCUGGGUCCCUGACCGAGUCUCAGCUAGAUGAUGUUGGCCGCUUGUUUGAGGAGGUCGUGUAUAAUUCUGCGGACAAGAACGCACGAGUUGCGCGUUUCUUGCCAGUCCAGCACUGGGAUGCCUCAAAAGAUUCCGUCGUUCUCAAUGGCCAUCAAGCCACAGUCGACCCCGAGCCAGAACUAGGAUUGAAAGAUGAGGGAUUUCAAGAGGCUCUGGCAUGCGUGCAGACAGCCGCUUCCCGCCUACUCCGUCUGAAACCCUCUGACAUACCGGACAAUGGGAAGACGACUUCACUGUACCAGCUGGGCCUCGAUUCAAUCACGAUCAUUCCAUUCGUCAAGCUCAUCAACAAGUUGGAGAACAUCUGGCUCGCCCCUGACGCAGUCAUCAAAGCUCGAACGAUCCAAGGCACUGCAAAGCUUGUCCAGGAGAUAAAGACCAGGAACAGUACCAAUGCCAAAGGCAACGCAAGAAAGCAUUCCAGGGCCAGAGACGACAAAGCCGAUAAUGACAUGAACGAUGAGGACGUGUACGACAAGACCCUGCAGAGACUAGCCAAGGACCUCAUGUUCGCUGCGACACCACUUCAGGAAAGCAUGCUCAGUGCGUCGCUAGCCAUUGCAGACAAGGCUUACACAUACGUCCACACCACCCGGCUCUCUCAAGACGCCCUCGCAGCGGACACUCCCAACCUCGACAAGUUUUUUGCCGCUGUCAGGGAUACAGUCCAGGCAUGUGAGAUAUUGAGGACGCGCUUUAUUUUCACCCAGGAUGACGAGGCACCAUGGGUUGGUGUUGUGUCCCCUACUGAACAAAGCGAUCUUGUCAAUUGGGAAGUGGUGAAGUCGGAUUCUCCUGGCAGGGUACGGCUGAGGAUUCACCAUGCUUUGUACGACGCGACGUCGAUUCAGGAGGUGUGGCGCAUCCUGGGCGAGAACUACUCCAAGCGUCUCCGAGACCAUGACAACAUCGGGAGCCGAGAGGUUGUCCAACAUCAUCUGUUCAGGCCCUUUGCAAGAACAGUAGCCUUGGCACAGAGGGCUUCGGUGGCAUUCUGGACCGCCUUGGUCCAGGAGUACAGCUAUACGCCACUCGAACUCCCGGGUAACUCUCUUCAGGCAUCACCUGCCUUCCAUUUCGUCUUGAGCGAACAAGAGUUGUCGCUUCUCCAAGCAAGAUGCAGGUCACUCAGCGUGACGACCAAGGCGGCACUUCAGCUAGCCUGGGUGAAAGUACUCUGCGAGUCUGUCUACGGGCAAGGGGAUGUCGUCUACGGCGAGGUCAUCUCGACUAAUAGCGGGUCUAGCGCUGGCGCUGGUGUUACCGGUGACGCUGUCGUUGGUCCUACAAUCAACACAGUGCCCAUGCGGGUCAAAUUGGCGGACCAAGGGAUCGCCAUCAGCGCUGCAGAGGCCCUAGGCCGGGUGCAGGAACUCAGCGACGAGGCGAGGGGCGCGGUCGCAAUGGGGUCCCUGAGAAAGAUCCAGGCGUUGUGGAGAUCGUCAAGUCGGGACGGAGAAAACAUGCCUCCCACUCUGUUCCAAAGUUUGUUCGUGUUUGAUGGUGUUAUUGCCUCCGCAAGCGCCGAAGAUGACGGCUCGACACCAUCGUUAUUCAGGACUACUCGGACUGACACCCAGAGCCGGGAGGAAGAGUCCGACGGUGGGCCAGCGUAUGACGAUACCCCCGUGAUCGUCAGCUUCCAGAUCAAGAACAACGCCCUUCACGGAAAACUGAGAGCUAAGAUGUCCGAAAAGGAGGUGGAAACUCUGGGGAGUCGACUGGAAGCAGCCCUGAGAUGGGUCCUCGCAUGCGAAGUAUCAGAUCCGGCACUCAGCAUCAGCCAGAUGAACAUGGUAGGAAAGAGGCACCUGGCUGUGAAGAGAGCCGCAGGGGAGAGGGUUCACCAUUCUGAGAGAGACGGCCCAAAUCCAAUAGCCGAUGCUGUUUUGGAACUGGCCAAGACAGUGCUUGGCACAAGGCAGAGAGGCAGGGACAUCGGCUACAACACGAGGCUGGUCAACGUGGGCCUCGACUCAAUCCUAGCCAUUCGUUUGUCAAUGCUCUUGCGGAAGCAGAUGGGCAUCGCUGUGAGCGUCUUUGAGAUCACCAGAGGCGCCAGCAUUCAUGACAUCGUCAAGAAUGCCACCUCGACUCGGGGAAUCGCGGUACAGGAACCGAGACACAAGUUGUUAGCCGAGGGUGAAGAGGUGAAGGACUUGGUGGCCAAUAAGCUCGGGCUACCAAAGAGCGAAGUCAAGUCUAUCGUGCCGGUCUUACCGGGCCAGCGGGCGCACUUGGAGCAAUGGCUGCACAGCGGGAAGAGGUUUUUCGAACCUCCAUGGGUGUACCGAGUGGUUGACGGCUCCCUCGACACGCAAAAGGUGGCGAACGCCUGGGCUGAGCUCUGCCGAGUUCAUGGAGCUCUCCGGACCACGUUCGUAUGGGCAGGCAAAGCAACAGGAGUGGUCCAAGUUACCUUGGGCGAGCAAUGGGCAGGAAAAGGCCGAUUCUCGGCUCUCCAAGACCAGUCGAAGCCCAUCCAAACAUUGAUUGACGAGCACGUUGAAGAGGGAAAUACAAGGUCAUCUGACUUGAGGAUCCCGCCGGCUAGCUUUUCGUUCCUGGAUGCUUUGGACGGGCAGGCAGUUGUGCUCCGAGUCCAUCACGCGCUGUACGACGCAUGGAGUAUCAAGAUGGUUGUGAAGGAUCUCAAUGAGCUUCUGGCCUUUGGCAAGGUCCAGGAACCUCGUGCGCUCCUGGAAGACGUGGUCCAACAGAUCAGAGAUUUCAGGCAGCCCGAUGCCGAGGACCUGUAUUGGAAACAUCAUCUGUCACACGCCCAAGAUACAGUCUUGCGUGAGAGUGAUGGAUCGGCAUCCACACAUGACAAGUCUCCGCUAGGCUCGCGCUUCAAAGCCAGCUAUUCUACCGCCGUCCCAGAGAGCACCCUCGGCGCGCUUUGGCAGACCAAGAGCAGUGCACGUAUCUCUGCCGCCAUCGUGCUUGCCUACGCAAAAACGCUGGGACAUUUCACGGGGCGCUCUCGACCCACAUUCGGCCUAAACCAUGCUUCGCGGUCGCUUUCCUCGGUCGACGGGGCGCAGACACUCGACUUGACUGCGGCGAGCGUGCCGACUCUGACCGUGACACCGUUUUGCAUAGAUUUGGAUAGCAGUACCCAACGCUCCGGGUCUUCGUCCACUUCAGCGGAGGAGCGUCUACUGGACUUUGUGCAAGACCAUUUAGCACAGCUCGGCAAAUUCGCGCAGUCAGACGGUCUGCAAAGGUUUUGCCCCAGGUUUAAUUCCUACCUCAACAUCCUCAACUCCGAAGACGAUACCCCAGCGGUCAAUGAUGAGGGUGUCAAAACCUCAACGAAAGUGGUACUCGGCAGGUAUAUGCUCGGGGAGCCUCUUUCUUCGGAUUACUUCACCGUCACCAGGCCGUCGUCAUCCACGGUCUCUACCAUUGAAGAGCUCGAGACGGGCCACUUGUGCCCACAUCAGCUAUUCUUCAAUGUCAUCGUUCGUCAGGGUCGAGAUGUUAGCGUGGCGGUGAGCGGUGAUGAUGCGCUUUGCGGCGGGGGGCUUGCGAUGGCUACAAAGCUGGUGUCAUUCUUCGGAUUUGAACUGGCCAAAAUCAUUGACAGCCCAUGUGCAGGCUAGGGAAUCCCAUCGCUUGGGUUACUUGGGGUGCAUAGACGCCAUGGGUGACAAACAGGGGGUCGUUUUCUUUUCUUUGGCAU